Molecule: messenger RNA, 2661 nt
Organism: Gopherus evgoodei (Goodes thornscrub tortoise)
Lineage: Eukaryota; Metazoa; Chordata; Testudines; Testudinidae
Gene: GPR152
Product: G protein-coupled receptor 152
Exons: 2
Coding region: 125-1078 (317 amino acids)
Biological process (GO): G protein-coupled receptor signaling pathway
Cellular component (GO): membrane
Molecular function (GO): G protein-coupled receptor activity
Source: RefSeq, a predicted model, not a curated record
GGGCAGUGAUUGGACACCAGGCGGGGGCUCACUCCAUCCUAACCCCUGCCUGACUCUCGCUGCUGACACUUCGGCAGGUUGGUCUGCCUGGCGCUGUCCCCACUGAGACUGCUGGGAGUGGUGGAUGGAGCCGUUUAACACCUCACACUCCAACCAGACGGAACUCUUUAUACAGGCAUCAUGGCGGCCAGCCAUCCUGAUCGCCACACUGGCCAUCGGGCUGCCAGCCAACGCCUUCAUCAUCUGGCUGACAGGGUGGCGGCUGCAGCGCCGGGGCCUGUCCGUCUUCAUCCUAAGCCUGGCUACCUCUGACUUCCUCUUCCUCUCCACCACGGUCAUGCAGAGCAUAGAGACGCUGCUGAAUGAAACCUGGGUGCUAGGCACCGCCAUGUGCCAGCUGCGCUACGUUCUCUCUGACUUGAGUUACCACUGCAGCCUCUUCCUACUGGCCGCCCUCAGCGUGGACCGCUGCCUGCUGGUGCUGCUGCCCCUCUGGUACCACUGCCAUCGCCCCCUGCGGCUCUCCUGCUACAUCUGCUUGGGGGCCUGGCUGGUGGCCGCCCUGCUCAGCAUCAAGGGCUUCGUCUUCGCCGACGUCGUCCUGUAUCCAGAUGGGAUGCUCAUCUGCUCCAGCAACCGGGGCAAAUAUGAGUGGCCCCUGCGCCUGCUGGAGGUGCUGGUGGAGGGACUCUUCCCCUUCGUCGUCAUGGUGACCACCCAUGUCGCCACCUUGUCCCGCACCUUCCGGCUCCGCAUCCGGCCCCCCAGCAAGUUCUACUACAUCGUGGCUGCCACCCUGUCAGCCUAUGUGCUGCUCAACUUCCCCUUCCAGAUUGUCCAGCUGCUCUUCCUGGUCUCCUGGGAGCAUGAGUUCAACUAUCGCAUCUUCCCCUUCAUGGUCUACUUUGGCUACCUGAUCAACCUCAACAGCAGCAUCAACCCUCUCAUCUACAUCUUCUUUGGCUCCAACAUCUGCUCAGGCUGCGGCUGCCACACAACCUCCUCCCUUGCCAUGGCUCUCACCGAGGAGCAAGGGAAGAGCCCUGGGGACACACCCAGCAUGUCCUUCUCAGCCUAGCCUUGCCAACAAGACCCUGCUCUCCUCUCCCUCCAUGGCCCAGCCUCUGCUCUGGCACAGCUCCAGUUACCUGUCGAAUGAUCACUGGCUCCCCUCACAGGGCCUGGCCACAAUUGGGUGGGGGGGGCGCUCUGUGCAUGAUUGUAGGUUCACUAGUGCAAAGACUUGUGUAAAUUGGUGCAAGGUGGGGUUUGAUCAGGAGCAACCAGCUCCUGGAAGCUACCAGGAGAAGUCACACCAGUGCCAAGGCCCAGUUUGUCCCAUUUUCCCAGCCUAGACAAGCUCCAGUAGGGACAGAUCCUCAGCAGAUGCAAAGCAGGCCCAGCUCCAUGCAGGUCAAUGGCCCAGGAACACCUGGCCCUAGGCAAGACAAUAUAAACACUGACGUGGCUUCAGCUGCCAACCCACAGGUGCCAGGAGACACUGCGGUGAAGGAGACUCUGCCCCUUUGGGCCUAUUUGUGCUUAGCAAUCUUGCCUUUAGGUGCGGCUCCAAGGUCACUGUGUUCUAAUAUAGUGGCUGUUCUGUAUAUUACAGCCAGAUACCCAGCGCUGAGGGUUCAGGUGCCUCCCCUAACUCUGUCCCCCUGGGCCCCUGCAGCCUCACCGUUCUGACCUGCUGAAAGCAGGCCCAGGCUCCUCUUAGCACACAUGAUUAUGACACAGAAGCUGCAGCCCAAGUAUAUGUUAGGGGAGGGGGCUGCAUCAGAACCACACACCCGAAGGGUCAAAAUUAAGGCCACGGGGCUGUCCUGGGGAUCCCCACCUUCCCACACCCACCAGGGGGCAGGUACUGCUGCCCACUACCACUCCAUUGGGGCAGGACACACCAAAGAGGGCCACACCCCAUGGCUUUAAUUCUGACCCCUUGGCCAUGUGGUUAAUUCUGACCUUCCCCCACAUACACACACAGAGCUUCCCCCGGUUGUCCCAGCAGGGUGUCCAGUGUGUGGGCCUGGCUGCCCGCCAGCACCUCCUGCUAGGGACUCAGAGCCACCUUUGCCCCCACCAGGCAGGAGUGGGGUAAGAGAAGUGCCCUGGAGAUGCGCUGAGCUCAUGUCAGCCCAGGGCUCCCAGGUGAGUGACCGCAGGUAGGGGCAUGGGGGAUCAAGAGGAGAAGGGUUCCCCCUGCUGAGCAAUCUCAGCCACACUGACACUGGGCAAGGGGGAUGAGAGCUGCAUCACAAGGUGUUGGAGGGGGAAGUGAUUUACUCCUAUCCCCAGCCAGGGGCUCGGCCACAUUUCCAGGGAGCUGCCAAUUGCAUGGCAAAAGGGGGAUCCAUUGGGGGCCUUGGGAUCCAGACCCAAGUUAGUCUGGAUCUGCGCGGUGACCCCAGUAGGAUGAGACAGGAGCUGCAAAUUCAUUCCUGGAGUGAAGAAUGAGGAAGCAGGACUACAGCCCCUCUUUCCCACACAGGCCAUUGGCAGGAGUGAUUGAACCCGUGACCUUGGGAGCUAAAAACAUAAACCUCAACUGCUUGAGCUAACCUCCCCACUCUGGGGUGGCUACUAAAAGUAAUUUUCCCUCUGCUGAUACUCACCCCUUCUUGUCAACUGUUUGAAAUGGGCCACCUUGAUUGCAUU